UGACAACUGAAAAUCAACCUGGCAUCACUGACAGCUAUUGUGUUAUGAGAAUUCUACGCAAGGAGCGACGGUGCAGAUAGGUGAAUUUCGUCGAAAGUCUCGAAGAACUCUACAGAGAUGUCGCUCAAGCCGCGCAGAAUAGCGUUCGACGAGGUCUGGAAGGAGCUGCGCGAAACGGUACAGCAGGUGAUCACCCUGCAAGACAUCAAGCGCGACGUUUGGAACAAUCGAUUUGUCGAUGUGUACGAGAUAUGUGUGGCGCAUCCGGAACCGUUGGCUGAUCGGUUGUAUUUGGAGACGAAAACGUUCCUAGAGAAUCAUGUGCAAACGUUGCUGGAGGAGCGAGUGCUGAUCGGGGACAGUCAAAAUGCUUCCAACGAGCAAUCGGCCGGCACUGGGUCGUCGUCUGCCUCGCCAUAUCUGCUGCUGGAACGGUACUACGACGUGUGGAUGGAGUACAGCAGUGGUUCGCAGUACUUAAAUCAUCUCUAUUUGUAUCUCAAUCAACAGCACAUUAAAAAGCAAAAGCUGAACGAAGCGGAAGCCGUGUACGGUUGCAGCAACCAUGGUGAUAAUCAGGAAAAGAUGGAGAUCGGUGAGCUGACGCUCGAGAUCUGGAACCAGUACAUGAUACAGCGGCUGGGCAACGAGCUGGUCGACCAGAUACUGAGCGGUAUCAACGCGGAACGGGUGAACAAUUCCAGCGGACAGCACAACAAGAGCACGGAGGUUAUUCGGGGCGUGAUACAGAGCUUCGUGGCGGUGCAGGAGGACCGACGCAAGGGAUCGCUCAAGCUGUACCAGGAGCUGUUCGAAACGCGCAUGCUGGAGGAAAGUGGCCAGAACUUCCGCAUCGUCGCUAGUGAACUGUUGCAGGUGUGCAGCGUAAGUCAAUAUAUGGAAAGAAUAAUCAAAAAGUUUGAGGAAGAAGAGAAGCUGGCUAAAAUUUAUCUACAUGAAAGUUCCCUGCCGAAGUUGCGCAAGGUGUGCGAGGAGGAAAUGGUGACCAAGCACAUGAACUUCCUGUACUCCGAGUGCAAGGAGAUGGUAGCGACUGAGAAGAGCACUGAUCUGCGCAAUCUGUACAUCCUGCUCAAACCCGUUACGGACGGUUUGAAGCGACUGAUCGAGGUGUUCCUGGAGCACAUCAAGGAGCAGGGCAAGAAGACGAUUUCGUGCAUGAAAGGUGACUCGGUACACAUACAAUUUGUGGAAAACAUGCUGGACGUGCAUCGAAAGUACGAAGAGCUGAUCCACACGACGUUCAAGUCGGACCCGCUGUUUCUCGGUGCGCUCGAUAAGGCUUGUGCGCGUAUCAUCAACGAGAAGCACAGCAAUAAUCAGGUAUGCCGUAGCGCCGAGCUGGUCGCCAAAUACUGUGAUAGCUUGCUGAAGAAAUCGAAAACGACUGAAGGCGAAAUCGAUCAAAAGCUGACGCGCAGCAUCAUCAUCUUCAAGUACAUCGAGGAUAAAGACGUGUAUCAGAAAUUCUACAGCCGUAUGCUGGCAAAGCGAUUAAUUCACGAGCAGUCGCAAAGCAUGGAUGCGGAAGAAUUGAUGAUUAACAAGCUGAAGCAGGCGUGUGGUUACGAGUUCACCAACAAGCUGCACCGCAUGUUCACCGACAUUUCGGUGUCGACGGAUUUGAACGCAAAAUUUAGCAAAUAUUUGAACGAUAACAAACACGAGACUGGUAUUAACUUUUCCGUCAAGGUGCUGCAGGCUGGUGCAUGGCCACUGGGACCAACGCAGGUGGUCGCCUCCUUCGCCAUACCGCAGGAGUUUGAAAAGUCCAUCCGCCUGUUCGAAGAGUUUUACCAUAUCAACUUUAGCGGGCGCAAGCUAACCUGGCUGCACCAUCUGUGCCACGGCGAGAUGAAGCUGUCGUUCGAAAAGCGCAACUACAUCGUCACGAUGCAGACGUACCAGAUGGCGAUACUGCUGAUGUUCGAAAACACGGACAAGUACACGUGCAAGGAGCUGCAGACGUCGCUGCAGCUGCAGCAGGAAAUAUUCCAACGGCACCUGCAGAGCCUGGUGGAGGCGAAAAUUUUGCUGCUCAACGAAGAGAAAAUGAAUGACGAUACGGAGGUUAGCAUUAACGUAAAUUAUAGCAACAAGCGUACUAAAUUCAAAAUCACCACCAAUCUGCAGAAGGAAACACCACAGGAGGUAAGUGAGGAUGCUUGGAUCACGGGUUGUUUUUCUUGUCUCAUCACGAUUCUUGUCCGCAAACAGGUGGAGCACACGAUGAACGCCGUCGAUGAGGACCGAAAGAUGUACCUACAGGCAGCAAUCGUACGCAUCAUGAAGUCUCGAAAGGUGCUGCGGCACAACACCCUGAUUCAGGAGAUUCUUUCCCAAUCGAAAGUGAGUUUCGCACCAAACGUGUCCAUGAUCAAGAAGUGCAUCGAGUCGCUCAUCGACAAGCAGUACAUCGAACGAACGCCCAACUCCGGCGAUGAAUACAGCUACGUGGCAUAAGCUGUGUAACGUUCACGACUUCCUACAACCUCCACUCCCCCCCCCCCUCCCCUCCAUCCACUUAAUGCGCACCACGGCGAGGGACCCCGACUAGACUAGAGCUGCAUGGAAAUUGUACGGAUUGUUAAACAAUACUCUUGAGGAAGCAGUCAGCCGCCUCCCAUAUUGUUGUGUGUGAGCCCAGGGCAGCUGCUCACGAAUUAGUUUUGAUCGCGCAGCGAUAGUAAUCCAUAUGCAAAAUCUUGGAGCAAGUAAUACAGUGAGGAAUCUGAAAAUUGAAAAUUUAAUUUAAAAUUGAACAGUGUCUUCUCUUACUAUGUGAUGGAGAGAAAAACAAGGAAGAACCGCUGGACACCAACAAUCAAUCACUCGCGGGACCAGCUGUAGGUUUCAUGAACAUUGAUUACGGCUUACGGCUGAGAAAAGUCGCUAUACAUCACCGCUGCUGAACGGAACAGCUAAUUAAUGGAACAGAUUGGGUUUUUGUUGGCGUGUGUGCGUGUGUGUGCGUGUGGGUAAAUCGUAAGUUUUUUUUGGUCGUUUUUGGUUUAUUCUCUUUGUGGUAAAAGAGAGGAGUAAAAAACGCGAUCGCGGACGUGUUUUGUGUUUUCGGGCGAUCUUGUUUUUUUGUGUACCAUUCUUUUUUUUUACUGUAAAUAUAAUCUUUUGUACGUGUUCAUGUUUUCUCUAAAGAAAAGCGACAAAGAA
This is a messenger RNA of Anopheles arabiensis, 3192 nucleotides long. RefSeq names its product cullin-2 (gene Cul2). Gene Ontology annotation, cellular component: Cul2-RING ubiquitin ligase complex; SCF ubiquitin ligase complex. The transcript has 11 exons. Gene Ontology annotation, molecular function: ubiquitin protein ligase binding. NCBI's taxonomy places the organism in Eukaryota, Metazoa, Arthropoda, Insecta, Diptera, Culicidae. Bases 118 to 2484 code for a protein of 788 amino acids. Gene Ontology annotation, biological process: protein ubiquitination; SCF-dependent proteasomal ubiquitin-dependent protein catabolic process. The record is from RefSeq and is a predicted model, not a curated record.